UUCCAGCUGAGUGCUUGCUCUCUCACAGUGUGUGUGUGUGUUGUCAUUAUUAUCCACUCUGCUCCCAGCUCAGAAUGGCCAGAUUCACUCAGACUGAAACAAGAAGGCAGCACCAUCCACAGCAGCCCCAGCCCGCUCACUCCAGCCUGGUUUUCACCGGACCGGGGGCACCACCGACCCAACCACCACUACUACUAAUCCCACAUCAGCACCAGUACCCUCAGAUCACAUUUCCGAAACCCAUGAACGGGUCAGAACCCAUUUCCAUUCAUCCGGAGAACGGCAACAUGAAAGACCAAGAUGCCAUUAAGCUGUUUAUCGGGCAGAUACCGCGGAACUUGGAAGAAAAAGACCUGAAACCCCUGUUUGAACAGUUUGGGAAAAUCCACGAACUGACAGUUCUCAAGGACCGAUACACCGGCAUGCACAAAGGUUGUGCAUUCCUCACCUACUGCGCCCGGGAGUCGGCCAUCAAAGCCCAGAAUGCCCUCCAUGAACAGAAAACACUGCCAGGGAUGACUCGCCCCAUCCAGGUGAAACCAGCUGACAGUGAGAGCCGCGGAGAAGACAGGAAGUUGUUUGUGGGGAUGCUAAACAAACAACAGACCGAGGAGGAUGUUUACCGCCUCUUUGAACCCUACGGAGUCAUCGAGGAGUGCACGGUCUUAAGAGGUCCCGACGGAAACAGCAAAGGUUGCGCCUUUGUCAAGUUCUCCACACACACUGAGGCUCAGUCUGCAAUCAGUGCUCUCCACGGCAGCCAAACCAUGCCAGGUGCUUCCUCCAGCUUGGUGGUCAAGUUUGCCGACACAGAUAAGGAACGCACCAUCAGACGUAUGCAGCAGAUGGUUGGGCAGUUUGGCAUCUUCAACCCAGCCAUCGCCCUUCCCUUCAGCACCUACAGCUCUUACGCACAUGCGCUAAUGCAGCAGCAGGCAGCCAUCAUGGCAGCAAGCCACGGGGGUUACCUCACGCCUAGUGUGGCUUUCCCGGCCACACAGAUCCACCAGAUGGGGGCGCUCAACAUCAACAGCCUCCCACCCACCCCCAUGACCCCGGUGUCGGGUGAGUUUCAUCAAACCCUGGCAGGCCUCAGUUCUCCACCAGCCAACAUCACCACUUCUGCCGUGCCAAGCAUCGUAACGCCCAUCGUCAACGGAUUCACCGGCAUCCCUCAUCAGCCCAACGGACACCCUGCUGUGGAGACUGUGUACACCAACGGCCUGCCGCCCUACUCCACCCAGAGCCCCACGGCUGCUGACACCCUGCAGCAAGCCUUCACCGGGGUACAGCAAUACACAGCGAUCUACCCAGCCACUACGCUGACUCCCAUUGGCCAGACACUGCCCCAACCACCCCAGGUCAUUCAGCAGCAGCAGCAGAGAGAAGGUGAGGGUCCAGAGGGCUGUAACCUGUUCAUCUACCACCUGCCGCAGGAGUUUGGAGACAAUGAACUCAUGCAGAUGUUUCUGCCCUUCGGCACCGUCAUCUCCUCUAAGGUCUUCAUGGACCGGGCGACCAACCAGAGCAAGUGCUUUGGUUUUGUGAGCUUCGACAACCCUGCUAGUGCACAGGCAGCUAUUCAAGCCAUGAAUGGCUUUCAGAUCGGGAUGAAGAGGUUGAAAGUCCAACUAAAGAGACCGAAGGAUGCCAGCCGCCCUUACUGACACAGCCUACCUUCAGUAUUCACUGCAGCAGCACAGGUUUUAGAGGACACGUGAAGAUAUCUCGGAGGAGUUCAACUUUUUUUCUUUGAAAGCAAAAUAUGUUUUAAAAAAAAUCAACACAUAAGGAAUUUUUGAAGACAUAUCAGCAUUUACUUAUUAUGAAGAUAUAGGUUAUGGCAGAAAAAAAAGAAGAUGUGAAAGAGGAGGCGCUUCACCGGGGGACUUAACAGUACCAGAUGGCACAGUGCAAGAAAGACGAGAGGAAAAAAAAAUUGAAAAAAGAUGUGAUGAGACUGAACAACAGAACUUUUUUCUUGUUGAGACUUGAAUUGUUAAUUAAGCAACAAACUAACAAACAAAAAAGCAGCAACAACAAAUAGAUUUCUAUAUACAUAUUAUAUACACAUAUAUAUAAGGAAAGAGGCGCUUGUGGCUUUUACUGUACUGGACAAAUGAGGGUUAAAACUUGAAGAUCAAGAAAAACAGUGGAAAAAAGAAGCUAUUCUAUGAGUCCACUGACAGACUUUCUUUCUCUUCCCUCUUUCUCUUACUCUCUCACCGUCUCUCUCAGCAAGCGCAGAACUAUGACUCUUGGAGGUCACUGAGGUUUCCAUUAGCAACAGUAGAACUGCAAAUCUUUCACCCCUAAGGGACCAAAGGACCAAACAUUUUUAUUGUUCUGAACAGUAAUAUAUAGUAUUAAUGAUACUAAUACUACAAACUACUACUAAUAAUAUUACAAGUUAAACUUAAGAAGAAAUACUAGCUUCAGGUUGAUUAAAAAAAAGAGGAAAGGGGUUUUGGUUUCUUUUCCUUUUGCAUUUAUAGCUAUUGGGUUUGAGAAUAUUAAAACAUACAGAAAAAUGUAUAAAAAAAAAAAUAAAGCUAUACUAUUUUAGUGGCGUAGAAUAUGUGGGUUAGACAUUGUUUCGGGCAUGUUCAGAUAUGUUGUUUUGCCACUCAUUACUCCAUCUCCAUCUCAGUGUUUCAUCUCGGAGGUGUGAUGUGUCGGUGUUAUUGUGUCUGAGGAAGGAGAGAGAACAGUCCCGUAGUGCCAAAUGUGACACAAUAACAAACCUCUUAAAGCAAACACCAAACAGCUAUAGCGUGUUUAGCCGUGUAACGCCGCCUCCUGUUCUCAUCAGAUACAUCCACCUUCUAAUUGAUCGUCAUUGCAAACUUACAGAAGCGAAGGGUCGAGCCGUGUCGUCAUUAAAGCCUCAAUAUUACAGAUAAUCUGACCAUAAAGCACUGUGGUAAAAGUGCCAAGCAGGCCGAGCCGGAUCCGCAGCAGUAAAACGGAGCAGCAUCUGUAACUGCUUAAUAAAAUAUACAAAUGAGCUUGACAGCAGUUGUAAAAAUUUCCAUCGGCGUGUCACCGUCCGUCGGUGGCGGGUCGCGGCCUCUCUUGCUGCCAAGCUGCUCCAGCUGCUCCCAGCAGGAGGGAGGACACCCCCCCCUCCCCUCCUCCUCUUCCUCCUCUUUCCUCCCCCUUUUCCACCCUCUCUCCCCUCACCUCCAAGUGCCAGCAUAUCUUUCUCUUAAUAGGGACCAUCGGUUCACGGGGACUGAGCGCUAACCCACUGCAUAAUUAGGAUAAUGAUAAUAUUGAUCCGAUGGGGAGCAGCACUGCGGGGCAAGAGAUGCACAAUCAAUUCCACAUUGGCAUUUUGAAUGAAUUGACUGACUGACAGAGUUCAUUUUUCUCUCAGUGGUUGGAUGAGUGAAAAAGUAGUCAUUUUUUCAUCCCCCCUUACCCCUUGUAGCUGCUAUGUGGAGCCUCUGAGCGGGCCCCAAACCUGACACAUCCAGUCUUGACACCUCAUUGUACUUUAUUAUUACAUAGAAGCUCAAAGGUUGGUGUUUUUCCGCGGCUGUGACAGGAUGUUUAUAUAUUGUUUAGACUAGAUCGUAUGAGUUCUUCAGUGAAGAGCAGCUGUAUUUUUUUUCCAAAGGGUAUAAUAGCACAGUAAGAGCUUGUACACGGUGAGGAACAGCCUUAGGAGGUCAAAUUAAGAGCAAAAUGAUCCAUCAAUUAGACAGCGGCAGGCCUGUAAGUGUAGCUGCUACAGCUGCUGCUGCUUCAACAAGACGACAGCUUACCAUUAGCGGCGGUCACACAUGGCUCCUAUACAGUGUGGUCACGACACAUCACACCGUCUCAGGUCUGCUUCAUUAACUCAACCGGCAUCACCUCAUGCUGAUGCGUUUACAGAAGGAGACGUACCACACGCUACAUCCAAGAUCAAAUCAGGUUUUGUGUUAAUUUGUUUGCUUUUGGACUUGCCUUUCAGUUCUCCAUUUCAGCCUGGUAUUUGUUGAGCUACCAUCCGCUCUGUCUUAUAAUUCAUGUUUCUCCCACUCGUCUGUUGGUGAACUCAGUUUGCUCUCUGAAGCAGCGUGCCCCUCAGGACUCAGCGAGACCUCAGAGCUCUGAUCAUUUCUCUAAACUUUCGACACAUCAGUGCUUCUCUCAGCAUCACAAUGCCGUCUCUGCGGCCUCAUCCACAGUCUGCACAAAGCACACUACUGUACCGCAGAAGUUAUCGUCGUAGCGGCUUCUUUAGGACUUCUCUGAAUACGCUUUAUCCCUUCUUUGACUUUUACUGCAGCUCAUUCUUUUUUAUUCGUGUGAUUAGGAAGGAAGGCGGUGUGUAAUUUUCAGUCGACACUUUACACAUGUUUACCCUCCUUCACUGUAUAUUGUUCUGUUGCAAGCAGCACUUUGAUGCUGUUAAAACAAAAUAUGCCUUUUUCUCAUUGUGAAUUGCCAAAUUAUGCAAGCAUGUCCACGUCAGACUUUAAAUGUGUGCCAGAUUCCUCCAAUAGCAUACAUUUCUAAGAGGAAAUUACAUGAAUUUUCAGGAAUAGGAUAAAAUACAUGACUUUUUUUGAAAGCAGUGAAACAUUUCAGGAGACGGGUCAAUUCAGGCAACAUGACAUACAAAAGGUUUUUCUUUUUUAUUCAGUGAAAGCUCUAUAUUUUCCAGAAGACGGCGUUUUGCCUCUGGUGAGUUACUGUCAGGGCCGAGCAGCUUUAAGAAGCUGUGAUAUACGAACGCUGUUCUGUCCCCAGGCCAUACAGGGCCUUCCAAACCCACUCAGAAAUCCUUUCUUAUGGGAUUUCUACUGGAGAGUUUUGUAAAUUAUUAAAAUCAAAUUAAAUGUGGCCUUCACAACAGUUUGGGUAAUGCAAAUUAAAGAUGCCAGCUGUGGCUGAAAUUUAAUGAGUUUGAAAGAUGUUGAGCUAAUUUUAUUCUGCCAUGGAGAAAAAAAAAACGUUUGAUUGAACACAAUUAAAAGCAGUGAAGGUUUGUGGAUGGAGACCAGAGUACGUUUACUGUCUGCAGUCCACCGGCCUUUAGAUCCUGUACAUAUCCACUGGAACACUCUGAAGAGAAAGUCAAGAAAUCAAAUAAAAAACUUCAACACAUGUUGAAAUGACCAAGAAAGAACAGAAGUGGUAACGGCAGUAAUAAUAAUUCCAAUAGUGUUCUAAUUUAGCUGCAUGUUCUCAAACUAAAAUGUAUCUUUUGCAUCGUUUUCACUCUUGCAUCAAUAUUUUUGCCAUUCUUUGACUAUUUCUCAUCCUACCAUAGUGCCCUUUCAAUCUCUGAGCAUGCUCAAUGGGGGCUGGGAGGGUUAAAGAUUAUGAUUAUGGUACUCCUUGUAUUAACAAUGAUUCUUUAACUAUGGUUUGAAUGCUAAGGAUAGUAGCUUAUUAUAAAUAUGAAAUCUGUAUAUUAUGGAAAAUCAGCACAGGACCUUUCUUUGGGUACAGAUAGGUUAGUGUUUGACAUGGGACGGGGAGGGCUGGGGGGUGGGUUUUUGCUUUAUAAAGAUGUUAACUUUCUGGUUUCUCAGCACAAAGCAAACAAAAACAUAUAACCGUCAGUACGGGGUCUGGUCCGACCGGAGACUUUACUGACAUACAGGGCGCAAAAGAGAAAUCUCAGUACUAUUUUAUCUUUAAAACCUGAUGGAGAAAAAUGCUGUUUACAGGUUGUAUUGUUUAUCUUUGCUUACUUUUUUUGGUUCUUUUUUUUUUUUUUCUUUUUUUUAAGGAGAGUGCCACCUAUUUUGUGGCAGUGUCAGUACAGCAUGGAUUAACUGACAGGGAAAGCAGUAUCUUUUUAUAUAAAAAAAAACUUUGGAAAAAAAAAAACAAAAACAAACAAAACUCUGUGUU
Messenger RNA from Sphaeramia orbicularis (orbiculate cardinalfish), 5856 nucleotides. It is a transcript of the gene celf5a, whose product is annotated as cugbp, Elav-like family member 5a. The transcript is spliced from 12 exons. Lineage: Eukaryota; Metazoa; Chordata; Actinopteri; Kurtiformes; Apogonidae. The record is from RefSeq and is a predicted model, not a curated record. Gene Ontology annotation, molecular function: RNA binding. The coding region runs from base 75 to 1667 and encodes 530 amino acids.